CAUAUCUCCUCUCCACAUCCACAUCGUUCGCUUAUCUGUACCACACUGGCAGAUAUAUGCAUUCACUCCGCGUGGCGUUGCGUGCGGAAUGAGGUUUGGCAGGCGACACUGAUGUCCAUCAAAGGAUGCACCACCCUAUGUAAGAACAAAAGCGUGCAGUGGCAUGGUCACGAAAACGUCCGCCACUUGUAUAUGACACGAUUCAGGACCAUUCAGAUUCUGCGGAGAGCAAGCCCGCAGCCCAGUUGUGUACUUCCGUCGUCGAUUCAGCCAGCUCUCAAGUACACGCUGUGCGUUGAAGUGCGUGUGGCAUCACGUAGAUCAAUGCCGCCGAGCAUGUGCGCAGCCGUAACCAAGCCUCAAAAUGCACACACCCUCUUACAGUGCGGGAUGCUGCCUAUUACAGCACACGGAUCUAAUGGCAACGCAGCUCACAGUGUGCAUGUAUGCUGCGAACAUCACCGUUGGACACCUCAAAGGCGAACCCUUGAUGUCGCCGUAUGCGACGGUCGCGGGCAGCCUUCCCUGCAGCCACAUGGCAUCGUUAGCAGAUCAAAUCCACCUUACGAAGUCUAAACCUGCAGUCAG
Baudoinia panamericana UAMH 10762 is the source of this 588-nucleotide messenger RNA. RefSeq lists its product as uncharacterized. The coding region runs from base 112 to 576 and encodes 154 amino acids. The transcript has a single exon. Lineage: Eukaryota; Fungi; Ascomycota; Dothideomycetes; Mycosphaerellales; Teratosphaeriaceae. The record is from RefSeq and is a predicted model, not a curated record.